CCUCCCUGCAUGGAGUUUGCAUGUUCUCCCCGUGUCUGUGUGGGUUUCCUCCGGGCGCUCCGGUUUCCUCCCACAGUCCAAAGACAUGCAGGUUAGGUGGAUUGGCGAUUCUAAAUUGGCCCUAGUGUGUGCUUGGUGUGUGGGUGUGUUUGUGUGUGUGUCCUGCGGUGGGUUGGCACUCUGCUCAGGAUUGGUUCCCUGCCUUGUGCCCUGUGUUGGCUGGGAUUGGCUCCAGCAGACCCCCGUGACCCUGUGUUCGGAUUCAGCGGGUUGGAUAAUGGAUGGAUGGAUGAUUAGAAUAGAUAUACAAAAACAACUCCUUAAUUUUAUUAUUUUUUACUUGGACUGAUCAGAAUAUGUGCUUGAAAUUAUGUACAAAAUUAAAAUGUCUUUAAAACUGUUUCAGCAUAUCAGUGAUGUUAAAAAUAUUAAGGAUUACUGUACAUUAUAUAUGUGGAAUACUUUAUUUACACCACUGUUUAUGGAUUAACACAGGAGAACACGAUUAAUGGGGUGAUAAUUUGUUUUUUAGAUGCUGUGCAUAAUAAGCAAGCAAUACGUUUUGUUGUUUUCACAUUUUGGAGACGUAAUGAUAGUACCGGUAUUUUGUAUUAUGAUUGCAGAGUGCUUAAUGCCGAUGCCUCAUAGCUCCAGAAUUCUGGGUUACAAUGCUGACCUGGUCGCUCUCUGCAUGUUUUGUUUCUCCUCUUGUUUAAAAGGGAUAUUUCUCACAUCCUAGGGAUGUUCAAGCAAAUCUAAUUGACCAUGUAUGAAUUAAUAUAUACUUGUAUAUGAAUAUCCUAAAUGACACAUUGCAUCCAAUGGUUGUCUCUGCUUUGCAUCCCUGUGAUUGGCUGUGGCUGCCUGUAUCUCUGAUAUUAUAUUAUUAAGUGCAAAUUUUAUCAUCACCAGUAGAAAAGGAAAGGUUGUAUCUUGAUUCAUGUAUACGGUAAAUGAAUCAUCUAGAGCUCAAACCUAUCUGUUUUAAAAUGGAAAUGUAAUCAGUGUUGCUGAUAGGCCUUUAAUGCAUACAAUGUUUAAAAUAAAAUCUGUCAAAUUUGCAUUAUUUACUUGUAGUCAGCUGUUGUUGCUAGGAAUAUUGUAAUUAAUAGUAAUAUAUUAAUAUUAAUGUUGUUUCUUUUGAUAAUGUUGGUAACUGGAAAGGAAUGAACACAGCCGUUGCCAGGCCUUAUGCUGAAGUUCGUUGCUGCCUUUUCCUUUCAGAUCUUUUCUAGUACUAGUGACCGAAUUAAAGUUUAUUAUUGAUCCCUAAUUCAUACAUUUUCAGUUAUAAUUUAGUACAUUUGUAUGUGGCAUGAGCUUGUGAAGGCUAAUAUUUUGUUUACAGACUGGAAAGCAAAUAUAAAAUAACAUUUCAUGAUUGUUCCAAAUACUUUAUUAAGAGAAGCCAGGAUUAUCUGAUAAAAUACAUUUUAAUUCAUUUCUGUUAAUGUUAGUUAUGGUAUCUUAUCAAACUGUCAUCUAGGAUACAGAGUGUAAAUAACUUGAUGAAAAGUAUAACACCUGUUUAUAAGCUCACAGGCUAGGGUCUCUUGUUUUAUGGGGUUGCUCACACAUUUUGUGUUGUUACAUUGAAUCUCCAUGAAUUAUCUGUUUUAAAUUUUUUUUUCAGAAUACUUAUUAAAGCCUAUGUGUACUUGAACCAUUUGCAUAUUUAUUUCUGAAAAGUUUCUAAUCACUAAUACCAUAUUUCUGUGGAAAUGUUACACUUUGCAGUAUCAUUGACUUUAUUAAUUAGUCGUCAAACCAAUAAACUUUUCUGCCUCUUUCAUUGAAUUUACCUUUCCCUAAAACAAAAAAAGAGUCCUAUAUAGAGUAUGUCUUUGUUCUUCAGUGACAUUUUAUUGAACAGUCCUGUAACUUGAAACCAUUCUCUGAAUUCAAUCAGAGCAUGUGUCAGGUGGCUAACAAACAAAUGCAGGGCUUAUAAAUAAACAGUCUAUAUCUGGCUAGUUCAGUUGUCAGGUCGAGCCCAGCUGGUUAUCUUCACCUCUAUAUUCAUACUGUGUCUUUUGAAGGACGUCAGCUUUCAAAUGUGGAAACUGCGACCUCCACUAGAAUUACCACUGGCUUCAAAAUACAAGUCUGUUAUUGAGGCUUUGUCAAGAGACACUGGAACUGUGAUUAAGAUUUCUAGGCUGUCUGCUGAGGAGGAGUUUCCGGAGCUUCGUAGAAACUAUACACUUAUGGCCAGGGUGCUAACAGUGCCAAUGUAUAAGCGCCUUUGUCAGAAAGUCACAGAAAGUGGCUUCACCUUUGAUGAUGUUAUACAGCCAGGUUUAGAAGACCCUGGUGACCCGGCCAGAGUGACUGUUGGCUGUGUGGCUGGAGAUGCUGAAUCCUACAAUCUUUUCUGUGAAUUUUUUGACCGCAUCCUCAAACUUUGUCACCAUGGCUUCCAAAUGACACAGAACCAAAAGAGCAACUUCAAUCUGCACAACUUAAAGGGAGCUGAGACCCUUGACGGUGAUUAUGUAUUGAGCUGUGAGAUGCGAAUUUGCCGGAAUGUUGAAGGCUUCUCGUUCCCUACACACUGCAGCAGAGGAGAACGCCGGCAACUGCAGAGUUUGGCUAAGCAAGCCUUUACCAAAAUGGACACAGCCUUUCCAGGUAAAUACUGGCCACUACAUGAAUUGGCACAGGAGGCAACAGAUCCAGGAGUGAAUGAAUGUAUAGCCACUGGCCCCUCUGUGAUGAUGAUGAGGACUGGAGUGGCCAGAGAUUGGCCUGAUGCUCGUGGUGUCUGGAUAAGUCAGAAUGAAAAAGUCUACAUAUGGGUUAACAUGGAAGAACAUCUUCAGAUAACAUCUAAACGGGAAGAUGGGAACAUAAAAGAAGCUUUCGGACUUGCAAUCAACGUUGUGAGAAAGCUUGAAGAAAUAUAUAAAGAACUGAAACACCCUUUCAUCUGGAAAGACCACCUUGGCUACGUGCUCAGCUCACCAGCAGAGGUUGGAACAGGACUAAAGGCCACUGUUCAAGUCAAGCUGAAUCACAUCUCCAAGCACCCUAAAUUUGAGGAUAUACUCGGCAGACUGUGCUUAGGUGCCUCCGAGAGUGGAGUCUGCACAAUUUUCAACAAGUGUACAGCCGGAGUCACUGAAGUCGAGCUCCUUCAGUUGGUAGUGGAUGGCAUUAAAUUGCUGAUAGCCAUGGACAAGAGCCUUGAACUGGGAGAGGCCAUUGAUAGCCUCUAUCCAACUCAAAAGUGACAAAAAAAGAAAUCUGCAGCUUACAAGGAGAGAAAGAUGACAGAAUGAUAGCAAUUUAAUGGCAGAAACAGAUGAUACAAAAUUUCAGGUGAUGUACCUCUCGUACGAGGAAGAUGCA
This is a messenger RNA of Erpetoichthys calabaricus (reedfish), 3351 nucleotides long. RefSeq names its product zgc:172076. Bases 2055 to 3233 code for a protein of 392 amino acids. Gene Ontology annotation, molecular function: creatine kinase activity. NCBI's taxonomy places the organism in Eukaryota, Metazoa, Chordata, Cladistia, Polypteriformes, Polypteridae. Gene Ontology annotation, biological process: phosphocreatine biosynthetic process. The transcript has 9 exons. The record is from RefSeq and is a predicted model, not a curated record.